Molecule: messenger RNA, 2285 nt
Organism: Aspergillus candidus
Lineage: Eukaryota; Fungi; Ascomycota; Eurotiomycetes; Eurotiales; Aspergillaceae
Product: patatin-like phospholipase domain-containing protein
Exons: 2
Coding region: 109-2190 (693 amino acids)
Biological process (GO): lipid metabolic process
Molecular function (GO): triacylglycerol lipase activity
Source: RefSeq, a predicted model, not a curated record
AUGAUCUGUCAUCGUGCCUGGAUUGCUCCAUCCGGUUUUCAACGCAACAAUCAACCGCAUCCCAUCACACUCUCUUGUUUUCUCGAUAGUCAUGUAUGAUAUACAAAAAUGACUGCAGAAGAAGAUUCUGCCUUUCUCAACGUUACCGAUGCCAGCGCCCUGCCUGACUAUGAUAACGAAUUCAUCGAUCCCGACGAUCUACGGCAGUUCCAGAAGGCGUUGUUAGACCAGGACGCCGAUCCCUUAGUCGCCCUCAAUGACUGGCGUCCAGUCUACCAGCGUGUCCGGAGGAAUCGUAGCCGCAAGAAGAAGCCCCGACGCAGCACGGAUGAGACGAGGGAAGGGGUGCUUUACAAUGUUCUCAAAUGGCCGUUUCUCCUCAUUGUGCUGGGGUGGAUCGCCGUCCUGAGCGUGCUCUACGCCCUGACCCGCUUCUAUAUCAUGUUCUAUGAGCACUGGGUCUCGUGGAGGGGCAAGCGGCAAAGCCUUCGGAAACAACUUUAUCAGCAGACAAAUUACCGCGAUUGGCUAAAGGCCGCCCGGGCGCUGGACGACCACCUAGGGAAUCAGAAGUGGAAAGAGACGGAUGAAUAUGCAUACUAUGAUCAUGCCACCAUUGAGAAGCUUGUCGGGCAGUUGAAGGAGGUGAGGGCUCAGGUGGAGGAGGACAUCCGGAACGGACAUCGGGGUGUGAGCGAUCCUCCAGCGGUAGAAGAGCUCUGCACACUGCUCGAGGCCUGCGUCAAGAACAACUUUGCAGGGGUGGAAAACCCCAGAUUGUACAGCGAAGCAUACUCGGGGACCAAGGACCUGGUGCAGGAGUACAUGGACGAAGUGAAGACGUGUAUUGAGCUGGUGUCGGGCGACAAGCAGAUCGACAAUGACGAUAAAUACCACCAUUUCAAGCAUCUGGAUACCAACUUCGGCCGGACCGCUCUGUGCUUGUCUGGCGGGGCUACCUUUGCUUACUACCAUUUCGGCGUCGUCCGGGCCCUGCUGGAUAACGGUGUGCUGCCUCAGAUCAUCACGGGAACAUCCGGGGGAGCACUCGUCGCGGGUCUGGUUGCCACUCGAACGGACGAGGAGCUGAAACAGCUGCUUGUCCCUGCACUAGCGCACCGUAUCAGGGCGUGCGAUGAUAGCUUCUCGACGUGGUUCAUGCGUUGGUGCCGGACGGGAGCCCGGUUCGACACGAAUGACUGGGCUCGCCAGUGCAGUUGGUUCUGCAGAGGCUCGACUACUUUCAAGGAGGCUUACGAACGGACCGGGCGCAUCCUGAACGUGUCAUGUGUGCCGUCCGAUCCCCAUUCGCCGACGAUCUUGGCAAAUUAUCUGACAUCACCUAAUUGCGUCAUCUGGAGUGCUGUGCUCGCCUCUGCUGCCGUCCCGGGCAUCUUGAACCCUGUCGUUCUGAUGACCAAGAAGCGUGACGGGACACUGGCGCCGUAUUCGUUCGGACACAAGUGGAAGGACGGGAGUCUGCGGACUGAUAUUCCCAUCAAGGCAUUGAACCUUCAUUUCAACGUCAACUUUACCAUUGUUUCGCAAGUAAAUCCACACAUCAACCUUUUCUUCUUCAACUCGCGAGGCACAGUCGGCCGCCCGGUAACCCACCGCAAAGGCCGCGGCUGGCGCGGCGGGUUCCUAGGCUCCGCAAUAGAGCAGUACAUAAAGCUGGACUUGAACAAGUGGCUGCGCGUACUACGCCACCUCGAGCUCCUCCCGCGACCCAUGGGCCAAGACUGGAGCGAAAUCUGGCUCCAAAAAUUCAGCGGCACCAUCACCAUCUGGCCCAAGACGGUCUUCUCGGACUUCAUCCACAUCCUGUCGGACCCAGACCCGGAGCGCCUCCGCCGCAUGCUCCGCAUGGGCCAGCUCAGCGCAUUCCCCAAAAUCCAGUUCAUCAAGAACCGCCUGCACAUCGAGACGGCUAUCGCGCGCGGGCUCGAUCAAUUCGCUCCGCCGGGCGAGGUGCGGCCCUCGCUGCGCUACCGCCCGCGUCCUGGCGCGCCGCCGCAGUCGGUCGUGGCCGAUGGGGACGUGCCGGGUGGAUUCCAUGGGCCGUUUACGGACGGGGAUACGGAUUCUUCGCUGGAGAUGGAGAGGCCGCGACGGGGGAGUUUCCUGCAGGAGAUGCAGAGGCAGUCGGCGGUGUUUUUUGAUGAUACGGAUUUGACGGGUGAGGAUUAGUCUGGCUACAGAAGUUUAUUUGGAUACGAGAAAGAAGCUUUCCAUAAUCACCCCUUACUUAGCGCUAUUUAAACUGUAUAUACACCUUCUCGGUA